Molecule: messenger RNA, 2432 nt
Organism: Scomber scombrus (Atlantic mackerel)
Lineage: Eukaryota; Metazoa; Chordata; Actinopteri; Scombriformes; Scombridae
Gene: exoc6
Product: exocyst complex component 6
Exons: 23
Coding region: 5-2416 (803 amino acids)
Biological process (GO): exocytosis; Golgi to plasma membrane transport; intracellular protein transport
Cellular component (GO): membrane; exocyst
Source: RefSeq, a predicted model, not a curated record
AAUCAUGGCGGAGAAUGAAACCCUGGAGUGUAUAACGGAGCACGAACGGAUUUUACAGGAAAUAGAGAGCACCGACACGGCGUGUGUUGGUCCUACUCUCCGGUCCAUUUACGAUGACCAGCCCAAUGCCCACAAGCGCUUCAUGGAGAAGCUGGACGCCAGGAUAAGGAACCAUGACCGUGAGAUCGAGAAGAUGUGCAAUUUCCACCACCAAGGCUUUGUGGACGCCAUCACAGAGCUCCUCAAAGUCCGCACAGAUGCAGAGAAACUGAUGGGCCAAGUGACAGACACUAAUCGAAGACUACAAGAAGCUGGGAGGGAGGUGACAGCUCAGACAGAGGAGGUGAUUCGCUGUCGGAUCCAGCAGAGGAACAUGGCUACCACUGUGGAGAAGCUCCAGCUCUGUAUACCAGUGUUAGAAAUGUACAGCAAACUUAAGGAGCAGCUGGAAUCCAAAAGAUACUAUGCUGCAUUGAAAACCAUGGAGCAGCUGGAGAAGGUCUACAUCCCAAGAGUCAGUCAUUACAGGUUCUGUCAGAUCAUGGCUGAAAACCUGCCCAGACUGAGAGAGGAGAUCAAGGAGAUCUCCAUGUCGGACCUCAAGGACUUCCUGGAGAGCAUCAGGAAACACUCUGACAAGGUUGGGGAGACCGCCAUGAGACAGGCACAUCAGCACAGGACCUUUAACAGUGUAGUAGCGAAGCAGGCCAGUUUGGGCCACUACACCAAGCCUGUGUACUCCCUCAAUGGGCGAACACACACUCACACUCACAACGGCUUGUUGAUGGACGACGACACAGGAGAUGAGGAGGAAGGCGAUGAAGAGGUUCUUACAGCUCAGGACCUGGUAGACUUCUCGCCUGUUUACAGGUGUUUACACAUUUACACUGUGCUGGGUGACAGAGAAACAUUUGAGAACUACUACAGGAAACAGAGGAAAAAACAGGCCCGGCUAGUACUGCAGCCACAGUCUAACAUGCACGAGACUGUGGAAGGCUACAGAAGAUACUUCAACCAGAUUGUAGGGUUCUUUGUUGUGGAGGACCAUAUCCUCCAUGCUGCAAGGGGGCUGGUGACCAGAGCUUUCACUGAUGAACUGUGGAACAUGGCCCUGUCCAAGAUCAUCGCUGUGCUCCGCACUCACUCUUCAUACUGUGAUGAUCCAGACCUCGUCCUGGAGCUGAAGAACCUCAUAGUCAUCUUUGCUGACACACUACAGGGUUAUGGUUUUCCUGUGAACCGGCUGUUUGACCUGCUGUUUGAGGUCAGAGACCAGUACAAUGAAACUCUGCUGAAGAAGUGGGCGCUGGUUUUCAGGGAGAUCUUUGAGUUGGACAACUACAGUCCCAUCCCAGUGGAGACAGAGGAGGAGUAUAAACUGGUGAUCAGCCGCUUCCCCUUCCAUGAUGCAGAGAUAGAGAAGCAGGACUUUCCUAAGAAGCUGCCGAUGUCCCAGUCUGUCCCUCAGAUCUACACACAGGUUAAAGAGUUCAUAUACGCCAGCCUCAAGUUCUCAGAGUCACUACACCGCAGCUCAACAGAGAUUGACGAUAUGUUGCGAAAAUCAACCAACCUACUGCUGACAAGAACACUCAGCAGCUGUCUGCAAAACCUCAUCAAGAAACCCCACAUAGGACUAACUGAGCUGGUGCAGAUCAUCAUUAACACCACCCACCUGGAGCAGGCCUGCAGGUAUCUAGAGGAGUUCAUAACAAACAUCACCAACGUCUCCCCCGAAACAGUGCACACCACAAGACUCUAUGGCUUGUCCACUUUCAAGGAUGCUCGUCACGCUGCAGAGGGAGAGAUUUAUACCAAACUCAACCAGAAGAUCGAUGAGUUUAUCCAGCUGGCAGACUAUGAAUGGGGCAUGGCUGAGUCCGACGGCCGAGCCUCUGGAUAUCUCAUGGACCUGAUCAACUUCCUGCGCUCCACUUUCCAGGUCUUCACACACCUCCCGGGUAAAGUGGCCCAGACAGCGUGCAUGUCAGCCUGUAAGCAUCUGUCCACGUCACUGAUGCAGAUGCUGCUGGACACAGAACUGAAACAGAUCAGCAUGGGGGCAAUUCAGCAGUUCAACUUGGAUGUCAUUCAAUGUGAAUUGUUUGCCAGCUCUGAGCCGGUUCCUGGCUUCCAAGGAGACACACUCCAGCUGGCCUUCAUCGACCUGCGACAGCUCCUGGACCUGUUCAUGGUGUGGGACUGGUCAACGUACCUGGCAGACUAUGGCCAGCCAACCUCCAAAUACCUGAGAGUGAAUCCAGCCACUGCCCUGGCUUUACUGGAGAAGAUGAAGGACACCAGUAAGAAGAACAACAUCUUCUCUCAGUUUAGGAAGAAUGACAGAGACAAACAGAAGCUGAUAGAGACAGUGGUCAAACAGCUGAGGAGUCUGGUCAACGGCAUGUCCUCCUAAACACACACACACACAC